GGAGGGCUGAGUAUUUCACAGCAGUGCAGGGCUCUGAAGUGCCUUCUCCUCUUUAUUCUUCUGUCUAGGUUCAUGGCUAGAAUGUGGGUGCACUUCCUAGUCUUCCUGGUACUGAGCAGGACAGCCUCUUCUUUGCAAUGCCCUGAUGGGCAGAAAUGUGAAGGAUCGUCAACAUGUUGCAAGCUCCCUGAAGGAAAUAAGUAUAUCUGUUGCCAUCAGCCUCAGUUCACAGGAGCAUCCCUCCGCAUGUUGCCCCCAGAGAGCAGGAAUGAGGUAUCUGGUGUUGUGUGUCCUGAUGCUAGCACAUGUCCAGUGACACACUCCUGCCAGCUCAGCCUGAAUUCCACCUUUGCCUGCUGUCCUUGGAAGGAGGCCAUUUCUUGUGCUGAUGGCCACCAUUGCUGUCCCCUUGGCACCCACUGCAGCACUGAUGGAAGAGUCUGCAUAGAAAAUGAAGAUUCAACCUCUGCUGUCAUAGUCAGGGCUGUUCUGUGCCCAGAUAGCGAAUGGGAAUGCCCAGAUGGCUGCACUUGUUGCUUGAUGGCUGAUGAAUCUUGGGGAUGUUGCCCAAUGCCAGAGGCAUCCUGCUGUGCAGACAAGAUACACUGCUGUCCCCAUGGCACAACUUGUGAUCUAGUUGAGGCACAAUGCCGUGAAACUUUUGGGGAACAGCCUCUUUCAAAGAAGUUUCCAGCAAAGAAACGGACCCUGGCGUCAAAUCUGACUCAAAAAAACAUCUGUCCUGGUAAUCACUCUUCCUGUCCAGAUGCUGCCACUUGCUGCCUGCUUCCAACUGGCCAAUAUGGUUGUUGCCCUUUACAAAAUGCUGUGUGCUGCAGUGACCACCUUCACUGUUGUCCACAGGGCACUCAGUGUGACCUGAAGCAUUCCAUAUGCACCAUGACACCUGAGGGGUCAUGGCCCAUCACCCACCUCACUGCAGGUCUCCAGACAGCUCACGAUAUACAAUGUGAUUCAAAAUUUGCCUGCCCAGAUGGAAAUACUUGCUGCAAGAUAACCUCUGCUUCUUGGGAAUGCUGUCCACUGGAGGAGGCCGUAUGUUGCCCAGAUCAUACCCAUUGUUGUCCAAAGGGCUACCAGUGCAAUUUGUCAGAAGGCACCUGCCUGAAAGAUGGCCAAAGCAUUCCUUUGGUGUCAAAAAUAGACACGAGCUCCACAACAACCUCAAACAUAGAUUCAAGCUCCACAACAGCCUCAAAAAUUGACUCAAGCUCUACAGCAUCUUCCAUAGGCCAAAUGGUCCAGUGUGAUCCCUACACAGCUUGCCAAGAUGGCCAGACUUGUUGUCAGCUUAUAACAGGUGCUUGGGGAUGCUGCCUGUUGACACAGGCCACUUGCUGUCAGAAUCAGAUUCACUGCUGCCCCAGUGGUUACAUCUGUGAUUCAUCAUCGGGCACUUGCCUAAAAGAUGGAGAUCGUAUCCCUUGGGUGGAGAAGAUAACAGCAGUUGUUGGAAACCUCCCUUCAAGCAAAGAUGUGAAGUGUGAUGACCGGUUUAGCUGUGCAGAUGGACAAACAUGCUGCAUGCGUUUGGGAGGCUGGGCAUGCUGCCCCCUCUUUCAGGCAGUUUGCUGUGAGGAUCACCAACAUUGCUGCCCCUCUAGCUAUACCUGCAAUGUGGCAGCCCAGUCUUGUGAGAAACGGCACUGGCCAGGCCCCGUUGCUGCUGCAGGGGGGCUGCUGAUUUCCUCGCAAACUGCUGCAUCCAGUCAGGAUGUUUUAUGUGAUGAACAACACUAUUGCCACGUGGGCCAGACCUGCUGCAAGGCCAAGAGAGGUGGCUGGGCCUGCUGCCCAUAUGAAAAGGGAACCUGCUGUCAUGACGGGCGCCACUGCUGUCCUUCUGGCUUCUAUUGUUUUCUGUUUGGAUUUCAGUGCUACAAAAAGAAGCCUCUCCGUUGGGACACUGGCACCCUCUCCCCACAUUCUAUUGAAGCCCAUGUUCUGCUUUGAAGUGCCUUUUUGGGUGGAUUUGCUCAAGGCCUUGGGUUACAGUGAGCUGUUUCAGGAAGAGAGGCGUAAGAUGAACCAGGGCCGCUUUUGCCAAAUUGCUAUUCAAAUCCUAAAGGAUGCCUUCUAUUCUACCCUUGCCACCACUAUGGGUCAAAUAGGCCAUAUUCACUUAUAUUAAGUCAAUCCUUUUACUUCUAUACUUCCCCCCUCCUUUCCAUCCAUGAUUCAAUGUCCUGUUCAGCCAUGAAGGCUAUAACCUGGAAUCUGAAAAAGCCACCAUCCUGAGAUGGUGAAGACUGAAGACUUCAUGGGCGCAAUGUCUCUGUCAUUCCUUAACCUUGAAAGAGGGGUGUUUCAAUGUACUUUCCAAAAAAAGAAAAAAAUGUAAGAUUGGCAGAUGAUUUUGCCACAUUGCCCCUUCCAGCCCUGUCCCACCUCACCCCAUCCUCUUUCCACUUGGCCUAGUGUAUUGCUCUUUAUUUUCUGGAUGGCAUCACCUGAUUUCUGAAGAGCAAAAGUGUCUCCUUUUUCUGGUAGUGUUUGCAAAAUACAGGGAUGCUAAUUGUCUGGAUGAACCACUGCAGGUGUCCUCAAUCACUUUUGCUUAAAGAAGGGCUGCCCAGCCACCCUUUCAUGAGGUAUAAUGGCAAUUUCUACUUUCUUCUUAAGAUCUUACUCUUUAUUUAUAAGCAGCCUCCAAUUUUUAGAAAGGCUUAGCAUUUCUGCAAGGAGGUGUAAGCUUGUUUCUGAGUCAAGUAACAGGCAUUUGUUUCGUUUCAGUUGAUAACGUGGAUUUUGGCACCUGAGCAAUUGGUAGGGAAGAUGGUAGUCUUUGAUUAUCUCUGUGUGUUGUCCUGUGAUCUCCCAUGCAGAAUCAACAAACCUGAUGCUGCUCCCUCCCUUUGUUUUUAACAGAGGAACUUCAACUUACACGUGACAGGUGCUUUCUCUAUUACCAGACCUUGAUGCUAUGUUGUAUGGAAAAAUCAAAU
This is a messenger RNA of Protobothrops mucrosquamatus (brown spotted pit viper), 2966 nucleotides long. It is a transcript of the gene GRN, whose product is annotated as granulin precursor. The record is from RefSeq and is a predicted model, not a curated record. Gene Ontology annotation, cellular component: extracellular region. NCBI's taxonomy places the organism in Eukaryota, Metazoa, Chordata, Lepidosauria, Squamata, Viperidae. The annotation marks the transcript as partial. The transcript has 12 exons.